AUGCGUCCUACCGAUCGGCCUCUUACAGACUUCGACUGCCUUACCUUUGACUGCUAUGGAACUCUUAUAGACUGGGAAGGCGGCAUUUAUCAAGCAUUAGCCCCUCUUUAUACGCAGCUACCAGACGACCACCCUCUCCGCCACGAUCGGGCCCAUCUUCUAGGGACCUUUAUCAAGAAUGAGGAUAUCGUGCGGUCUGCAAAUCCCACAGCACUAUAUCAAGAUGUUCUCGGCGAAACGUACGGACGUUUGGCCGAGGAACUCGGUGUCGCCGCGUCUGCAGCGGACAAGGUAGCGUUCGGCGGCGGGGCCGGCGACUGGCCAAUCUAUCCCGACACCCUAGACGCCUUGAAGCGACUACAAAAGCACUUUAAGCUUGUUAUCUUAUCUAACGUGGAUAAUGAUAACUUCAACCGUACCGUGAUGCAGCAGUUCAAGCACUUCAAAUUCGAUGCUAUCUAUACGGCGGAGGACAUUGGCUCAUACAAGCCAGACGCUCGCAACUUCGAGUACCUGAUUACAUACUGCCAAGAAGAUUUAGGCGUCACACGUGAGAAAAUUGUUCACGUGGCGCAAGCUUUUUUUCACGACCACAUCCCCGCGAGGGCUGCUGGACUGGCGACCGCAUGGAUCGAGCGUGGUGAGAACGUGCCGAGCGCUAUAGGAGGCAAGCUGGACGAAUUUGCGGGUAGAGUGUCUUUCUCAUGGCGCUUUAAGAACAUGGGAGAGAUGGCGGAUGCAUUCCAACUUUUGAAGGAUAAGGACUGA
Purpureocillium takamizusanense is the source of this 768-nucleotide messenger RNA. RefSeq lists its product as uncharacterized. The transcript has a single exon. Gene Ontology annotation, molecular function: hydrolase activity, acting on halide bonds, in C-halide compounds. The coding region runs from base 1 to 768 and encodes 255 amino acids. Lineage: Eukaryota; Fungi; Ascomycota; Sordariomycetes; Hypocreales; Ophiocordycipitaceae. The record is from RefSeq and is a predicted model, not a curated record.